AUGGAUGUCCUAAGCAAGUCCAAGGAGUGCGAGGGCGGAGACAAGUUCGUCAAGCCCGGCACCAAGGACACCCAAGUCCAGCUCGUCAUCUCGCUGGCACUGGGUAUCUCCGCCUUCUUGGCUUUCUGUAUACUCCGGCCACGAUGGAAAAGUCUGUAUGCUGCUCGAAGGCGUCGCAUGGACCCCACGAUAGCUCUGCCCGCCCUCCCCGACACGUUCUUUGGAUGGAUACCCGCGCUGUAUAGGGUCACUGAGGAGCAGGUUCUGGCAUCGGCAGGCCUUGAUGCUUUCGUGUUUCUCGCAUUCUUCAAGCUAUCGAUCAAGCUCUUCGCCGUCUUAUUCUUCUUCGCCGCCGUCGUUCUUGAGCCGAUAAACAUUCACUUUGUCCCCGAAGGACCCAAGCGCGGCGAUGAAGAGCUAUCCGCUUUGUCGUUCUUCCGCCUCCCUGAGCCCAGACCGUACCGCUACCUCGAGUAUAACCCUCUCAUGACAGAUGACGGCCCCGGCGAUGAUAACAGCUGGAAGUGGGAUAUGGGCUAUCUUUGGGCGUACCUUGUUUUCACAUACUUCUUCUCGCUAUUGACUCUGCGCUUCAUGGACCAGGAGACAUUUAGAGUGAUCAAGGUCCGGCAAGAUUACCUUGGAACGCAAUCAACGAUCACCGACCGAACCUUCAGAUUGUCGGGUAUGCCGGAGGUGCUACGAUCAGAAGAGAAAAUCAAGGAGCUCGUAGAAAAGCUCGAGAUAGGAAAAGUCGAAAGUGUGACUCUGUGCAGGAACUGGAAAGAGCUCGACGACUUGAUGGAAGAGCGGACGGCGAUAUUACACAAGCUUGAGGAGACCUGGAGCGUCUAUCUCGGCCAGAAUCCUCUCGAGUCAAUCGAAAGAGCACAGAGACGGGCUGAGACAGCCAAUGACGGAGAUGAACCAAACGACGACGGUGAUGAGGCAGACGAGGCGGAAAAUGGAAGGUUACUUCGCGGACCAACUAGCCACCAACUUACAGAGAGACCCCGACCGCAAACUCGGAUGUGGUACGGCUUUCUUCGACUGCAAAGUCAAAAGACAGACGCGAUUGACUACUACGAAGAAAAGUUGAGAAGACUUGACGAGAAGAUACGAGCGGCGAGGAAGAAGUCCUAUCCGGCAGUUGACCAAGCUUUUGUCACGAUGGAUUCCAUUGCGGCCUGCCAGAUGGCCACACAGGCUCUCGUCGACCCACGACCUGGCCAAUUGUUGACAAAGUUAGCGCCGUCUCCCUCCGAUAUUGUAUGGAGGAACACCUACGCAUCGAAAAACUCACGACGGGUCAAGUCUUGGCUGAUCACCAUAUUUGUAUCCAUCCUUUCUAUCGUUUGGCUUAUUCCGGUCGCUUCGCUUGCUGGUCUGCUUUCGAUUUGUACCAUCAAAAAGGUAUGGCCAGAGCUUGCCGCCUCACUCAAGCGACAUGAUAUUACAAGGGCACUUGUCCAGACUGGCCUGCCGACCAUAGUAGUGUCAUUGCUGAACGUUGCCGUGCCCUACGUUUACGAUUACUUGUCCAACAACCAAGGACUCAUAUCACAAGGUGAUGUCGAGUUGUCCAUCAUAUCGAAGAACUUCUUCUUUACAUUCUUCAACAUUUUCCUUGUGUUCACUGUCUUCGGUGCAGCCACUCAAAUUUGGACCGUCCUUCGCGACAGUCUCAAAGAUACAACCUACAUCGCCUACCAACUCGCUAUGAAGAUCCAGCAGCUGAACAACUUCUACCUCAACUUCAUCAUGCUGCAGGGCUUGGGCCUGUUUCCUUUUCGCCUACUCGAAUUCGGCAGCGUCAGCUUGUAUCCUAUCAACAGGAUGGGAGCCAAGACGCCUCGCGAUUUUGCGCAGCUCGUCGCACCUCCCACCUUCAGCUAUGGCUUCUACCUACCGACUGCGCUGCUUGUGUUCAUUCUUUGUCUAGAAUAUAGCGUCCUUCCUGGUGGUUAUCUCGUUCUGCUUCUCGGUCUAGUGUACUUCACGCUUGGCUACUUCACCUACAAGUACCAGCUACUUUACGCUAUGGACCAACCGCAGCAUGCUACUGGUGGCGCGUGGCGCAUCAUUUGCUACCGCAUUAUUGUUGGCCUGAUUGUCUUCCAGCUGACCAUGGCCGGCUACCUUGGCCUUGCUAAGGCCUUUUUCGAAGCUUUCCUGAUCGCGCCGUUGCUUCUCGGCACUAUCUACUACAGCUACUACUGGAAGAGACAAUUUGAACCAUUGACUCACUAUCUCUCUUUGAGAAGCAUCAGACGCGACGUGGAUGAAGACGGCGAGAACGUGGUGCUGGACGAGGACUUCGGCGGACCUGGUCGGGUGCCACAUGAGUUGCUUCGCAGGGGAAGCACAAUCGAUGAAGAUCGUGAGAAGGGCCUGAAGUUUGUCAAUCCAAGCCUGGUCGUUCCUCUCGAGCAGCCUUGGAUCUACCAAGAUCCGCCGCCGCUAGUUACAGGCGAUCGAGAUGAUGAUGAGGUUGGGAACGGAGGACAGGCUGGUGAGCAGGGUCAGGCGAACUCUGGUAACAACGGUAGUACGUCAAGCUCGUUCAGUCUGGGGGAUACACACAUAUGGCGUGAGGGUGGCGGUGACAACAAUGUCUAA
Phaeoacremonium minimum UCRPA7 is the source of this 2619-nucleotide messenger RNA. RefSeq names its product putative duf221-domain-containing protein. The coding region runs from base 1 to 2619 and encodes 872 amino acids. The record is from RefSeq and is a predicted model, not a curated record. The transcript is spliced from 4 exons. NCBI's taxonomy places the organism in Eukaryota, Fungi, Ascomycota, Sordariomycetes, Togniniales, Togniniaceae. Gene Ontology annotation, cellular component: plasma membrane. Gene Ontology annotation, molecular function: calcium-activated cation channel activity.